ACUACCUAUUUGAUUGGCCCAAUAACUUAAACCGAUUUCACAACAUUGCAUCCCCCCAAACCGUGCGGUUUUUAUGAGGCCAGUCACUCAGUCGUCCAAACCGGCAUCUAUCUCACCCACGCCAUUUCCUGCCUUUAAACUUUAAAGAGCAUCCCGCUGGCCCGGCCGUUCUCCACGCAGUACUACAACGACUCGACGACGCGGUUCUUCACAAAGUCCUAACAAACAACCAAACGGCUAUCCAAAUUUCCAACCUUUUCAACUCCCAACUCUUUCCCUCGAGACUCUCGCUUUUCGGCAGCGCCCAAUUGACCGCCGCCGGAAUCUCUUUCCCCACAGCUCUCCCUCUCCUCUCCCUUCUUUACCAUCGAAGCCGGCUUCCGCUUCCGGCUGCUUUCUGCUGCUCCGUCUCCUCGUCCUCCGCCUCUUCCUAACAACUGUGAACAGGUGAAAAUUCAGCUUUACUCUCUCCGUAGGAAUGUUAGGGUUUUUUUAGCUUCCCACCGAUCAUUUAUCUCCUUCGUUGUUCGAUCGAGAAGAUUCUUGCGUUUACGUGUUUUAGGAAUUUGCUUUAUGUUGACCCUUGAGUUCUGGAUCCUUUGUUCGUCUCUCAGACUGAAAGAUAUCAGAUCAAAUAGCUUCCUCUGUGUUCCCUAUUUUGAGCUGUUCUUCAAUCUGUACAAAUUCUAUGUUUGACUGGUUUCCGAUUGGGAAGAUUACUGCUUCAUUUUCUUUGACUGGGUUCGUGAUUUAUCCGUUUUUUGUUUUUGCCGAUUGAUCGAGAUUCCGAGGCUGACAAAUUAUAGUCCAUUACAGUUUGAUUGAUAUGAUACCCUUUUUGUUUUUAUCAAAGAGUUCGUUGAGUAAGCGACAGAAUCUUGCGUUUGUCUUCUUUCUUUCUUUCUUUCUUGUUAAUGACGAUUAUCUGGGCACGUCCAAUAUGUAUAACUAUCUCUUUAGCCCGUCAUUUGGAGGUGUGAUUUUGAUUUGGUCAUCUGUUUAAUUGUGGUCAUUUCUGAUAUCCGGGUUUUUCUGGGUAAACAGGUAUACUUGCCGCCUUUCGAAAGAUCUGCUGCAAUGCCUUCUGCCGUCUCCCCUCAGUGGCAAGAAAAGGCCACUGUUUUCUUCUCCACUUCAGGUGUAAAACUCAAAGAAGCUGGGAACUCGGCAGGAACAUUUGUUGGGGAAGUUGCAAAGGAUGCUAAAGGUAAUGUUGCUGAUGCUGCGGAACGUGUUGGAUCGGCUGUGAAAAGUCGAUGGGCAAUUCUGAAGGAGCCAUCAACCAGGCAUAUCCUCCAAGAACGUUUUAUUACUGCUGCUGCUACAACUGGCAUGUUCUUAAGAAAGGGCUUCUCCGAGACAAAGGAUAAAGUUUCUGUUGGGAAGACUAAAGUUGAAGAGGUAGCCAAGAAAACUGCUCAGAAAAGCAAGGUCAUCUUGACUGACAUUGAAAGAUGGCAAAAGGGAGUUGCAAGUACUGAUGUUUUUGGGGUUCCCAUAGAGCUAACUGUACAGCGACAACAAUAUAGUAGGCCCGUCCCCAUUGUUUUAUUGAAGUGUGCAGAUUAUCUCAUUUUAUCAGGGUUAAACUCUGUUCACUUGUUUAAAGAUGAAGGGGAAAAAGUUACUGUCCAGCAUCUGGUUUCACUGUUCAACCAAGAUUUUGAUGCUUCACUGCCUGAUGGCAUUAAUCCCAUCGAUGUGGCAUUUCUAAUGAAAUGUUAUCUGGCAAGUCUUCCUGAGCCCCUAACCACCUUUGAGCACUAUGAUGCCAUUAAAGGUGCGCGAUCUAACAUACAUGCAAUGAGAAAUAUCCUCAAGAGGCUUCCUACUGUAAAUUACAUGACACUGGAGUUCGUCACUGCGCUGUUUCUCCGUGUUAGUCAGAAAUCACUUCUCAACAAGAUGGAUGCUAGAAGCCUUGCCAUGGAAAUGGCCCCUGUUGUGAUGUGGCGGAAAGAGCAGAGACCAGAAUCUUAUAGGCAAUACUGGAAUUCCAUGUUCAGAAAUUCGUCCAAGACCGACGGCACAGAUGGAAAACCUACACUCACUGAAUGGGACCUGCUCUCUGAAGAAGGUGAAGAAAUGGAAGUCUCCUCAGCCAUUCCACUGGAUGACGGUGCACCGGUGGACUUUGGUGCUAUUGAAGUUAUACAGUGCCUCAUUGAGCAACACAACUCCAUUUUCACGGACGCAAAUGAAACGGUUUGGAGAUAAGGCGGGAGCAAGGAAAGGAUCCUUUGUGUUCUUGAAUUCUCUGAUUUGCAGUUUCCAGAUGCCUGCUUCUGAUCUGCUUGUAAAUGCCAGCAUUUUAUAGAUUUUGUGUGUCCAUAAUAUGUUUUAGAAGGGGGAAGCAUUUGGACGUUGCAUCGACAGGUUUUGGUUUGUUUCAAAUUCAAGGAUUGAAAAACCGUAUCAAUGGUCAACUAGAAAAAAAAAAUCACCUAUCGAAGGUUGAAUCGAAAUGCAAAAUUUAGCGGUAUGGAAUGGUCGGACCACGGUUUAAGCAUAAAAUCUCCUAUCGUUGACUUUUCCGGUACAACCUUCGAUACGGUUUUACAAUCCUUGGUUUGUUUUGUUGGGUGAAGUAUGUUGUGAUUCCCGAAUAUCGGUUGCUAUAGAAACAUGAUUCUUGUAAGUUGUAGUUGUGGUCCUUCCCGUUUUCCUUUUUUUCAGAUUUUUUCCCCAACGUACUCAUUGCUAUAAGUAAUUCGCAUCAUACAACUACACAUGUUUGGAUUUGGACCAGAUCAUUCGAGACUAAAGAGAUGAUGAACUGCUUCCGUUGAAAGCAAUCAAACACGCUGAUCGAAUGUGUCUAAAGCGAUUUUCAUUGUAGGUAAAAUCUCCAGGCACACGACGUUGGAGGUGGAGUUUGAACUUCAACAAGGAUGGAAUGCUCGACAGACGGAGGAAGAUCUGCUGCUGCUGCUUCCUCUAUCCGAUAAGCAUUCCGUCCUCGUUGACAUAUGAACUACUCAACGUUUAAAUUUUUUUAGUUGACUAUCACUUAGAACUACUUUAACGUCCUCGUUGACAUAUGAACUACUCAACGAUUAAAUUUUUUUAGUUUACUAUCACUUAGAACUACUUUAACGAAGAUGGACAAUCCGUACCCAACAAGGAGUAUAGUCAAUUACUAGUAUGAAAAGAAAAUUACAAGCGAAAAAGUGAAAUAAAUUGAGUUGAGGUAACAAAAUUUAUUGACAAAAAUGAAACAAAAUUAGUAACGACUAACGAGGAGUCGAGGACCAAAUCUUAUAAUUUAUUUGAAAUUAAUUAAGCAAAAUAUUCCAG
Messenger RNA from Linum trigynum, 3297 nucleotides. Lineage: Eukaryota; Viridiplantae; Streptophyta; Magnoliopsida; Malpighiales; Linaceae. The record is from the annotation of a GenBank genome assembly.